This is a messenger RNA of Pterocles gutturalis (yellow-throated sandgrouse), 1885 nucleotides long. It is a transcript of the gene C7, whose product is annotated as complement component 7. The annotation marks the transcript as partial. Gene Ontology annotation, biological process: immune response. Gene Ontology annotation, cellular component: membrane attack complex. NCBI's taxonomy places the organism in Eukaryota, Metazoa, Chordata, Aves, Pterocliformes, Pteroclidae. The transcript has 12 exons. The record is from RefSeq and is a predicted model, not a curated record.
AGUCCUUUACAAAGAAAAGCUCCUCUAGACAAAACAGGAGUAAGCAGCUGAUGGUUGUUGAGAACAGUGUGGAAGUUGCUCAGUUUAUUAACAACCACCCAGACUUUCUCACUCUUGCGGAGCCCUUCUGGAAGGAGCUGGCCAGCCUUCCAGUCGUCUAUGAGUACAACAUCUACCGAAGACUUAUUGAACAUUUUGGGACUCAUUUCUUACACUCUGGAUCUCUAGGAGGACUUUACAAAGUUAUUUUUUUUAUGGAUACUGACAAAAUGAAAGCAGAAGGUAUGAGCAUAACAGACAUGUACGAGUGCACCACAUCAGGCUGGAAUGCAUUCAUUGUGAAGAAGAAGAAAGUAAAGUGCUCCAAACUGGAUGAAUUGCUGCAGACUUCUUCAGGAAGCAGUGGUAAUAAGAUUAAAGGAGACCCCUACAUAGAAGGAGGAAGCCCAGGUGCUGUUGCUGGCCUUAGCUAUCUAGAGCUGAAUAAUCCUGCUGGGAACAGUCAGAGAUACUCCUUUUGGGCCAGAUCAGUGACAGACUAUCCGAGAGUAAUCAAACAAAAGCUAACACCAUUAUAUGAGCUGGUAAAGGAAGUGCCCUGCUCUUCAGUCAAAAAGCAUUACCUAAAACAAGCCAUUGAAGAAUAUAUGGCUGAAAAUGAUCCCUGCAAAUGUCAGCCUUGCCAGAAUGGUGGUGAGGCAGCUGUGGAAGGAACUCAGUGUGUGUGUUACUGCAAGCCUUACACCUUUGGAGCAGCUUGUGAGCUGGGAACUCUCGUGCAAGAUCAACCAGGUAUUGUUGAUGGGCACUGGAGCUGCUGGUCUUCCUGGAGUCCUUGUUCAGGGGGAAGGAAAUCAAGGAGUAGAACCUGCAACAACCCCUCCCCACGUGGUGGUGGGAAAGCCUGCAUAGGAGAGCAGCAUGAAAGCAGACCAUGUGAAGAUGAAGAAUUGCAGCAUUUUCGCUUGAUUGAACCGCACUGUUUUGAUUUAUCCAUAACUCCUACAGAAUUCUGUUCAUUUCCUCCUCUCUUGAAAAAUGGAUUUGUUCAAAAUGCUGAAAACUCAUACCCUGUUGGGAAAAGUAUUGUUUAUGUUUGCAGACAUGGAUAUUCUCUUGUUGGUGAUCCUGUUGCUAAGUGUGGCAGUAAUUUACAGUGGCAAACUGGAGACAGAUAUUGCCAAGAAACCGCUUGUCUCCUGCCUGUCUUGGAGGGGAGUUUGCAAGCAGAGCCAUGGAAACCUGUGUAUGAGAUUGGUGAGAGAAUAACUCUGUCAUGUCCACACAGCAUGCACUUAGAAGGGGCACGCUCCAUUUUGUGUGAGCCCAGCCUCAAGUGGUCUCCUGACAUGAAGGCUAUCCAGUGCAAGAGAGCAGUGCCCAGUGUGAAACCAGAAGUGACAGAGCCUAAAUGUCAGCCAUGGGAGAAAGUGCAUCAGUCGCAGUGUGUGUGCAAAAUGCCCUAUGAGUGUGGUCCUUCCCUGGACAUCUGUGCUACAGAUCAAAGAACCAAGAGAAACACACCUUUAACUGUUUGCAAGAUGCAUGCCUUGGAGUGCAUGGGCAGAAAAUAUUCUCUUACUAAUGCAGAAAACUGCCAUGUACCUCAGGCAGCUGCAAUAUCAUGUGGAUCAUGCCGUUCAUGGGAAAAAUGUGAUGUGCUAUCCAACAACUGCGUCUGUGAUGAAGACAGGCUGGGCAAGGAGGGCGGCAUCCAGAUCUGUGCUGAAGUGAGUGGCUCUGCUGCCCGUCAGACCAUGACUGAGUGGGAGGCCGGGCAGCUCAGAUGCCAGGGGCAGACUGUCACCCUUGUCGGCAUAAGGCCCUGUGAUGUACAGAGCAAAUAAGAUAUGUUACGGUUCAUUUUGCUUAUUGCCAUGGGGUA